AUGUCGGCCAGAAGUUGUCGUGACUGUCUUGAAAAUUUCUAUGAAGGUGUUAACUUUCUUUACGGGAGGCAAUAUUUGAGGAUGCCAAUUGCUACCGACGUUCCACUUUUAUACGAGGCCCAUCAGCGGAUACACGGGUUUCCCGGGAUGUUGGGUAGUCUUGAUUGCAUGCACUGGGAGUGGGCGACAUGUCCAACCGCUUGGAAGGGGCAACGCCAUCGUGGUGACCACGAGGGUCCUACCCUAAUAUUACAAGCGAUCGCGUCUCAAGAUUUAUGGAUUUGGCAUACAUACUAUGGCAUGGUCGGUGCGAACAAUGACAUUUUUGUUUUACAAUCUUCACGUCUUUUCGACGAUGUCAUAGAUGGUGUUGCACCAAAUACUUCAUUCUAUACAAACGACGUGGAGUGUAAGUAUGGGUAUUAUCUUGUCAACGGUAUUUAUCUAGAGUGGGCGAUGUUGGUGAAUACUCUUUCGUGUCCAGAUGAUGAGAAAAGAUUGUAUUACAAGAAGAAACAAGAGUCGGCAAGAAAAGAUAUCGAGCAGACUUUCGAUGUAUUAAAAAAGAGUUGGUGUAUCAUUACCCAGUCGACACCAUCGACUGAUUAG
Messenger RNA from Helianthus annuus (common sunflower), 609 nucleotides. RefSeq lists its product as uncharacterized. The record is from RefSeq and is a predicted model, not a curated record. NCBI's taxonomy places the organism in Eukaryota, Viridiplantae, Streptophyta, Magnoliopsida, Asterales, Asteraceae. The transcript has 2 exons. The coding region runs from base 1 to 609 and encodes 202 amino acids.